UGCACAUGGUCAACACGUUGCACUCUCGCCUUUCCCGUUGCACUGCCUACUCGGCACUCUCUCCGACUUAGUUUCAGAAAACUUUGCAGCUAGCUCGCUUCUUGCUAGCCAUAUUUGUUCUGUUUGGUGUUUUGUCUUUGUUGAAGGAAGCAAGCUCGCUAUAUUCUUUGGGAUCGCUAACUUCCUAAAUACCAUCCAUCCGUAUCUAUUCCGAUACCAGAAAGUUUUUUUUUAAUUUCCUGAACAAAUAACAGCACAUAAUGUCCACCAACUGCAAUCAGACCAAAAGCUGCCCGAUUCCCACCCGCGUUCUGCACCUGAAGGACUGGUCGCAGCUCCCGGACUGCUACAGCCAGACACCCGGGGGCACCCUCUUCUCCACCACGCCCGGAGGAACCCGCAUCAUCUACGACAGGAAGUUCCUGCUGGACUGCCGGAACUCGCCGAUCGCUCGCACCCCUCCCUGCUGCCUCCCGCAGAUCCCCGGGGUCACCGUCCCCUCACUGCACCCCCUGAACAAGCUGCAGGACCUCAAAGAGGAGCUGGAGGAGGAGGAAAAGGACCUGCCAGCGGACGAGAGCCAGUUUGAGAUGGACAUCUGAGCGCCUCUUCCUACCUCCUGUGGAGAACGUUUUCUCUUUUGAUGUCCCCAUUGGCCUCUCUCCGGAGCUGCGGAUGUCAUUUCCUCGUCCCUUUUUAGAUUUCCUUUAAUUUCUUUUUUUUACUUUGUGGACAACCAAAAAUAAUAAUCAGGGUUGUUGAACCUUGAGUUAGAAGGCAGCAGUUUGUGUUGUAAAGCUGGGGUACAGAAAGCUGUUUGGGUUGGAGGGCUUUGGUGCCUAAGCUGGAGAAGCUGGAGAGAGGAAGUUAGGGAUUGCAGGGCUGCUUGUAAUGCAGUUUUUUUGCGUUUGUACAUUUGGUACUUUAUAUUUUUUAAGAUGCUACAUGAUUGUAUAAUGUACAUUUAGUUUGGGGAGGGGCGGGGGUUGCAGGGAGAAGACAUUUUGUUUUUUCGUGAGCCGCCCCUUCCUCCGCGUCGGCGGUGACCUGCAGAGGCUCAUGGGUCAGAUGGGUCCUGGCACGCCCGAACCGGGGCGUAGGGGCAGCCGUGAAACGCCCUCCACUGUGCUGGACCGUGCAGCUGUGGAGGGGAAAAAAAAAGAA
Molecule: messenger RNA, 1164 nt
Organism: Megalops cyprinoides (Indo-Pacific tarpon)
Lineage: Eukaryota; Metazoa; Chordata; Actinopteri; Elopiformes; Megalopidae
Product: eukaryotic translation initiation factor 4E-binding protein 3-like
Exons: 3
Coding region: 261-602 (113 amino acids)
Biological process (GO): negative regulation of translational initiation
Cellular component (GO): cytoplasm
Molecular function (GO): eukaryotic initiation factor 4E binding
Source: RefSeq, a predicted model, not a curated record